Messenger RNA from Leptidea sinapis, 2050 nucleotides. RefSeq lists its product as uncharacterized. The record is from RefSeq and is a predicted model, not a curated record. Gene Ontology annotation, molecular function: serine hydrolase activity. The transcript has 8 exons. Lineage: Eukaryota; Metazoa; Arthropoda; Insecta; Lepidoptera; Pieridae. The coding region runs from base 180 to 1100 and encodes 306 amino acids.
UUGCAUGUAAUAAAUAAAUAGGAAGGUUCAAGGUACUCGUAUCGUGACUGUUGCGUGCAACGGUUGUGUUAUGCAGGCCGUCCGCGUCGCGAUAACCGGAUUUCACUUGUGCGAAAUAUUUUUAGGCGAAACGUAUUUUGGAGUUCUGAUAUAGAUACGACUUAUCACGAAUUAUCAAAAUGGCGUCAGUGAGAAGAUCUAUUUGGAUUGGAAUAAAAUGUGCUGAAUUAACAAGAGCUAAAAAGAACUCAAUUCCCUUGGUGUCAUGUUUGUCGACGGACCUUCAUAGUCGCAGUGUUUACACAAAAUCAAUUACAAAGGAAAUCCAUCACAUCAGUAACACCGAUAAGGAAUUAGAUUCUGGCAAAUUGGAUAAGUUGAUAAACAGACCGACGUGUAUAAUACUGAAUUGGCUCCUCGCCUCAAGAAAAGCAGUGAUGAAGUACGCGGACCUAUACCUGGCGGAGGGAUUUGACGUGAUAACUGUGAACUGUAGACCUUGGCAACUCGUUUGGCCGAAAAGAGGGGCCCAGGUUAUAGGUAUGGAUCUGCUGAAGGUGAUGGCAUCCAGUGACGUAACAUACGUGGUCCAUGGAUUCUCUGUUGGAGGUUAUGUGUGGUCUGAGGCGAUGGUACAGGCUAUGAAGGAUUCACAAAGGUACCAACCGGUGCUGGACAGAGUUAAGGCUCAAGUCUGGGACUCCCCCGCAGACAUAACAGAAGUCCCCGUUGGCAUACCCUGGGCUAUGUUCCCGAAUAACAGGCCUGCGCAACUUGCCACGAGAGCUUUUAUCAAAUUGUAUUUGAAGGCGUUCUACAAUAUAGCGACCGUGCACUAUGAGAGGGCUUGCAACUUGUUCUAUCGGACGCCGUGCACCGCUCCAGGGCUAUUCCUCCUCUCCAGCAAAGACCCAGUGGGGAAAGAAGAACGGAUUCGGAGAGCCUGUGAUAUUUGGAUUAGUAUGGGGAUUAAGUGCACGCUUCAGUGCUGGCCCGACUCACCCCACGUGUUACACUAUUUGAAGCAUCAAGACGAGUAUGUCGCGCUAGUUCGUAAGCACUUGCAUGACAAUGUAAAAGAACCCAAACAGCUAAGCUGAUCUUUUACUUUUCUGCCGUAGGUAUUUGACUCUUAGACCAGUGCUGAAGCCUUUGAAAAUUUUACAAAGUGAAAAAGUAGUAUGAAACUUAUUGGAAAAGGAAGAGAAUAUAACAUAAAUAUAAACUUACUUAAAUAAACAAAUAAAAUUUAAUGAACGAUGCGGGACUCGAACCCACGACCUCCGGCGUUCCGUGCCGGUGCUCUAACCACCUGAGCUUACCGUUAGAGUGACGUAUCGUUAUAAAAUCUUGUAUGCUUUGUUCAACUCUCAGUUACUUACUUACUUAAAUGAACUUGUAAACUUGUUAUGUUCAUUUUUCGGUUUAUAUAAAUCGGUCUAAUAUAACUAGGUAUUUUAGUUGCUAGCUUUUUCGAGCACUAUAUAAUUUAUGAUUUCUGUUAAUGUGGAACUCUAAGUCUAUUUGUUUUCAUGUAUUUAUUGUCAUAUUUGUUUAAGACUGUAUGUUUCCCAAAUAGAAGAAAAAAAAUAUGGAUUAAAUUUAAUCUUAUCUAUUUAUAAAUGUAAAAAGGAUAAUGAUUCAGUGUUUUAUUAUCCUAUUUUUUCAUUUUUAUUUGUUAAUUCUUUUCCAAUGGGUUUCACCCUACUAUUAAUUUUUUUGGUUUCAAAAAUUAUUAUCGAAAUUACAAACCCUUCCAGUAUCUAGGCCCUAGGGUAUAUUUUAGAGAUAGGUGAGAGAAUUUCAAAUAGAGAAAAUGAAAUUAUGGCCGCUUUAUCAAACGGUCUUGACCUAUGGUUGUAGUUUAUCAUACAUAUAAGUAGGUAGAUAUAGUUAUAUAUGGACUUGGUGUUGAUGAAUUAAUUAUUAUUAAGAAAGAGUAGGCUGUCUAUAAAGCUCGUUUAUGUACUAUACUAUUAGCAACUAUAUUUAAUUAAUAUGACAAAAAUGUGAUCUUGGUUUUAUGAAUAAUUAAAUAUUUACAUUUUAA